This is a messenger RNA of Papaver somniferum (opium poppy), 1538 nucleotides long. RefSeq lists its product as uncharacterized. Bases 623 to 1039 code for a protein of 138 amino acids. Lineage: Eukaryota; Viridiplantae; Streptophyta; Magnoliopsida; Ranunculales; Papaveraceae. The record is from RefSeq and is a predicted model, not a curated record. The transcript is spliced from 2 exons.
UUGGUCCAUGCGGAGACCAUGGAGUCCCGUGAUCAUCAUUUGAUGGUUGCAGCGCCUGGAUCGGAUGACGAUUGAUAAACGCUUGAUCAUGACUUUUGAAUAACUCCAUGGCAGCAUCGGCGGAAGCAAUCACUAGCGUAUUCACCGCACCCAUACGUAUCAUGAAAACCGGUCCGUAUUUCUUUUGAAGUUGUACCAAUCUUUUGUGUGGCGCCUUAUAGUUAUAGCCUAAAUCUAAGAGGUUUCCGAUCAAUGGCCAACCUGGAGGACCCGGUGGUAAUCGCCUUGAGUUGGUACUACUUUUCCAACCAUGAAAAGUGUUGAGGAGCAGAAGUAACAGAGCAGCUGCCAAUGCAAGGGAAAUGGCUGUCCAGACGAACAUACCAUUUGUAUAGAUAGGAUCUUUCAUUCUGCAGGAUUGGUUUCAGUAUUAACAACUAAUUCCUUGUUUUUGAGGCAGAGAUAUAAGCAGGAUCUUUACGCGUUCCAAUUAUUCAAACUAAAUGAUGCAUCUCACAACAUGCAGUAAACUAAUGCAAUUAUUCACUAACCAGCCGGGCUUUGUGGCGCACAAAACCUUCCGUAUAUCCAAGGGGCGCAAAUUCUUCCCAAUCCGAGGUAGAUGCAAAAUGCAGAUCUUAUGGGUCAAUUUAGGAUCUUUCAUUCUGCAGAUUCAUCUGAAAAAUGUCCUUCGAUCUCUUUAAUUGGUGAUAACAAUAAUAACAGGCCAGCAAAUCAAAGAACAUCUCAUGCAUUGAUUUGGGUUUCUCUACCAGGGUUGAGAUUGGAAUACUGGGAUGAACAUACAUUGUUUACUAUUUGUGAUGAAAUUGGUAAUCCAGUGAAAGUUGAUAAUGCUACUCUUAAAUAUUCAAGUGGUUUUGCCGCAAAGGUUUUGGUAGAAAUUAAUCUUGCCAAUCCAAUUCCUAACAAGUUAUGGAUUAUUACAAAGUAUGGUUGUUUUUCUCAGGAAGUUUUACUACAUAAUCUUCCAAAAUUCUGUUCUAAGUGUAAGAUUGUUGGUCAUAGCUUAUCAUAAUGUAGAUUCCAGAAAGGAUCUUCAAAUGUUAAUCCCACAACAUCUUCAUCUCAGGGUGUGAAGAAUCAAGCUGAAGUACCUAAAGUGAAUAAUAUUCAAAAGCCUUUUGAUAUUUGUCCACCUCCAGAAGUUCCUAUGAAUGUGGUUAAUCAUAUAACAUCUACUAAUGUUGCUCCUCCAGUGAGUAAUGAAAUUCCUAUCUCAAGUGGAAGAUUUAUCUCUUUACAGGAUGAUGAAGUAAUUGUGGCUGAAAACAAUUGUAGUCCCAGAAAAGAACAAGAUUUUCUGACUCCUACAAAAAUUCUUAAAGUGGUUGAAGAUAAUUCAUUGGAAAAAAGUGAAGUCAAGUUUGUUAAUUGUAAAAAAGGUACAGUAUCUACUGAACAAAUUCCUGUAACUUCAUGGUCAAGAGUGGUUCAAAAACCUCCAUCUGCAAAGAAUGAUUCAGUAGACAAAUAAAUCUCAAUUGGUCUGUUAACUAAUUCUCAAGAUUCUUCAA